AAUAUUAUAAUUUCAUGUUCAGUUGAUGGUUUGAUUUGUUUUCUAAUAUUUUUGAUUGUAUUCAAUCAUUCAAUUAGUGAACUAUCAAAAUGAGUGAUAUCGAAAAAAGUGUUACUGAAGUGACCAAACCAAUUGAAUCAGUUAAUUAUUGGAUAUUAAUGUUUAAUACACUGAAGUUACUAGGUGAUCAUCAUUAUAGAAUUGUGGUACCGAAUGGGUAGCAUGCACAAUUUUCCACGUGCGGCAACGUAUGUUACCAAUUAAGUUAACACGAGCAAAGAUUAAAUUAUAAAAUCAUUAUUUCAUUUAUUAUAAUCAACGCAGCAGUUCGUUAGUAAUCAAAAGCAAAAGUUAACGAGCUGAAAAUCACGUGAGUUGAAUAAAUUUAAAAGUAAUUGGUAAAAAAUCCCUUGUCAUAAACAUUUUUGGCAUGAUAAUACCACUAAAUUGUUCGACUGUAGCAAACGAACCACCUAAAUUGGUUCCUAAUUGAACGCGUUUGAAUGUUCAGGCCCUGACACUAAACUACAGAAGGUGCAAGUGACCUACGUGUUAUGCUUGUCGAUUUAAAUAAUUCGUCGUUUCAUUAAGGAAGCCACUUUUAUUUGACAUUGCGUUUGUCCUAUGUCUUUGGCGAAAUGGAUUCGAUAAGGUUGAACUCUUUCAAAACCAAUGCCAAUGUUUAAAUAGUUUAAAUUGUUUUUAUUUGCAGAAAAAUUGAUUGGGGUGCGGCACCUCCAAUUUUUCAUGAUGUUUUUGGCUGCCAUUAUCAGUUAUGGGAUGCGUACUAAUUUAUCCGAAGGAAUCGUUGCAAUGACUGCUGAGGAAAAAGAUAGACCUGACCCCGAUAUACCCACUUAUCCAGAAUGGUUGCAGUACAAGAACACUAUGCUCUCGUCGUUUUUCUGGGGUUACAUAUGUCUGCAAGUCGUUGCAGGUCAGAUUGCCAAAAAGUAUGGACCAAAAUGGUUCUUGUGUGGGGCUCUAUGCGUCACUUCUUUGUUUAGCUUUUUAAUGCCCGUCAUGGGUGAAAAAAUCGGCUACGGGGGUAUAAUAAUUUGUAGAGUUUUCCAAGGUCUUGCGCAAGGUUUUCUAUUUCCAUCGUUUCACCACUUGCUCAGCGUUUGGACGCCACAUUCUGAACGUUCAAAAGUUAUUACUUUUGUUUACGCAGGUGGACCUUUGGGUAAUGUGAUCGCUCUUCCUCUCACUGGAUACAUAGCUGAUUCCAAACUGGGAUGGCCUUUAGCGUUUUAUCUGUAUGGAACUGUAGGUUUACUUUGGGCUGUGAUGUGGUUCUUCCUGGGAUCCAAUUCUCCGUCCGAAAAUAAGUUGAUGUCUGACGAAGAAAGGAAGUUUAUUCAAUCUGAAACUGCUGGAGAUGAUCAUAGUAAAGUACCCACACCAUGGAAAGCAGUAUUCACCUCACUACCAGUUUGGGCAAUUGUAGUCGUCCAUUGUGGACAAAACUGGGGAUUCUGGACAUUACUGACUGAAACACCAAGCUACAUGAACCAAAUUUUAAAAUUCAAUUUGAAAGAGAAUGCAAUGAUGUCAGCACUUCCGUAUUUGGUUUUGUGGCUUCUGAGCUUUAUCGUGAGUCCAAUAUGUGAUUAUAUUAUAACUAGAAAGGUGACCUCAACUGGAAUUACUAGGAAAAUCUUUAACACAAUAGGUUUCUAUUUGCCUGCAUGCGCCCUAAUUGGUCUCAGCUUCAUUGGAGAGUCCCACCACAAGUUGGCAGUUGCUCUUUUGGUUGUAGCUGUGGGUGUUAAUUCCGCAACCUAUUGCGGGUUUCACGUCAACCACAUUGAUAUAUCACCAAUUCAUUCUGGUACUCUUAUGGGUAUCACCAAUAGUAUUUCCAAUAUUUGUUCAAUUUUAGCUCCCUUAGCUGUCGAUGUUGUUAAAUCAUUUGGUUAUGAGGAGUCUAAUAAGGAACUUUGGUCGAUUGUUUUCUGUUUGGCAGCCGGAGUAUACGUAUGUACGGGAAUGUUCUACAUUUUAUUCGCUUCUGGUGAAGUUCAGGAAUGGAACGAUCCAAGUUAUUUGAACAAGCCCUGUAAAAACAUCGAUGAUGGGGAAAAACAAAUAGAGUUGUCAAAGAUCUGAUAUAUUAGUUAUUGUUAUUGUUACGCAUUGAUAUUAUUUAUUUCUACUUAAUAUUAGUACUAUAUUGUAUUUAUUUAUAUUAAAUAAACGUUAAUUAAGUUAUAUAAUUUAAUAAUCAUUAAUUAAAUAAAUAUAUCUUCUUA
Messenger RNA from Aethina tumida (small hive beetle), 2255 nucleotides. RefSeq names its product putative inorganic phosphate cotransporter. Gene Ontology annotation, biological process: transmembrane transport; monoatomic anion transport. The transcript has 7 exons. Gene Ontology annotation, cellular component: plasma membrane. The coding region runs from base 748 to 2112 and encodes 454 amino acids. NCBI's taxonomy places the organism in Eukaryota, Metazoa, Arthropoda, Insecta, Coleoptera, Nitidulidae. Gene Ontology annotation, molecular function: transmembrane transporter activity. The record is from RefSeq and is a predicted model, not a curated record.